This is a messenger RNA of Pochonia chlamydosporia 170, 255 nucleotides long. RefSeq lists its product as hypothetical. Bases 1 to 255 code for a protein of 84 amino acids. The record is from RefSeq and is a predicted model, not a curated record. The transcript has a single exon. Lineage: Eukaryota; Fungi; Ascomycota; Sordariomycetes; Hypocreales; Clavicipitaceae.
AUGCCGGUUUAUUACCAACUACUCCCGAUUUGUGAAAAUGAUGAGCCUGUCCUCGGCGUUUUUGUGCCAUUUUACCAUGAUGACGACAAAGGCCAUUCUGGCGAAGCUGACUUGACACAUGAGGGGCGAAGCAAUCAUGAGCCUGUUCCCCCAAGUUCCGAAGGUGAUGAACGCCUUUUAUGGACGGGAACAGCCAUACUUGUCCUGAGCAAACCUGAGCCGCCAGCUAUAUUUGGAUGUUUUGUGAGGGAAUGA